AAUCAAAAUUUACCAUACUAAGUGAUCUUAACAACAAGCUAAAUGAAUUUAAAAUCGAUCAUUAUAAUUCAUUAGAUGGGUUUAAAGAAGAUAAGAACCAUAUAUUAGACGAGAUUAAAAACAUUAAAAACAAUUCAUUAAAGGAGAUUAAAGAUAAUAAUAGGUUAUUAAAUGAGAUUAAAGAUAAUAACAGGUUAUUAAAUGAGCUUAAAAAAAGCAAUAAAGAUAAUUAUGAUCUAUUAAGUAAGCUUAAAGAAGAUAAUAACAAGUUAUUGAAUGAGCUUAUAGAAUUAUAA
Entrophospora sp. SA101 is the source of this 296-nucleotide messenger RNA. Lineage: Eukaryota; Fungi; Glomeromycota; Glomeromycetes; Entrophosporales; Entrophosporaceae. The record is from the annotation of a GenBank genome assembly.